This is a messenger RNA of Micropterus salmoides (largemouth bass), 1845 nucleotides long. Its product is annotated as chemokine-like protein TAFA-1. The record is from RefSeq and is a predicted model, not a curated record. NCBI's taxonomy places the organism in Eukaryota, Metazoa, Chordata, Actinopteri, Centrarchiformes, Centrarchidae. Gene Ontology annotation, biological process: neuroblast differentiation; regulation of neuroblast proliferation. The transcript has 6 exons. Gene Ontology annotation, molecular function: receptor ligand activity. The coding region runs from base 444 to 1013 and encodes 189 amino acids.
UACGGGCACAUUUGUUUCUUAGUGCUCGCUGAGAGGGGACUCAGCUAGAGCUGCUGCUCAGAGGCUGCCUCUCACUGGAAGGAUGCAGACGGUGAAAGAGGAGAUUCUACUACAGUUAAUUAAGGAGCACUCCACACGUGCCUAUAAAUGCGAAGGGGCAAAUGAAUUCAGUGUCAGUGGGAGCAACUCUUCAAGGGGAAGCAGUGAUAUUUCAAAGGUGGAAUUGAAAGAGCUGUAAAUCUAUUUCCUGACACCGGCUUGACCGUCAUUUCUGAAUCACUGGACUGUUGCUAUCAAAGUGUGGAGCGGGAAAGCAGAGUCAGUGGAGUUCUCUCCUCGAGCCAAAUUCAGUUAUUGGAUGGGAUCAACAUGAGAAGCAUUAUGGAUGGAUUUAUGUCAUUCUGUUGAGAUAUUUAUAUAGUCUUUAUUGGGUUGCUCAGCAGAUGUGUCCUGUCAUGUCCUGGCUGCUCUGCCUGUGCCUCUGGGUCAGUGUGACUACCAUUCAGCUCUGUCAGGCCACUUUCUACGACACCAUUCAACAGCAUCAUGGGACGAGGCCUGGACGAACCACCAUCCACAUGAUCGAAGGGGGCACAUGUGAAGUAAUUGCUGCUCACAGAUGCUGUAAUAAGAAUCGUAUUGAGGAGCGGUCACAGACAGUCAAGUGUUCUUGUCUGCCGGGGAAGGUGGCUGGAACCACCAGAAACAGACCUUCAUGUGUCGACGCAUCCAUAGUAAUUGGGAAGUGGUGGUGUGAGAUGGAGCCUUGCCUGGAGGGGGAGGAAUGUAAGACACUCCCUGACAACUCAGGCUGGAUGUGCUACGCCGGCAACAAGAUCAAAACCACAAGGUUUCCCCCUUCCUUUUUUGUCAGAACACUCAGCCAUACACAACAUCAACAUAUUAACACUUUGUGGAAAGGAUGCGAGGGAAUGCCUCUGGUGCAAAGGUUAAUCUGCAGCACUGUCACGGGCCCAAUUAGCACAAAGACAAUGAACCUAUUGUUGCUUUAAGAAAUGUGAACACUUCUCAGAUUAAAGUGUAAAAAGAUGUAGAAUACAUAACGCACAUCCUGCUCAAGGCUACUGAAAAUAUUGACGCUCCAAGCUGCCUGCGGGGAACUUCAUCAUAACCUUGUAAUGAAUAUAUUUUCAUCAUUUUCUUUCCAACAUUGAGAUGGAACGUGAAUAUCUGGGCAUUUGGAUUAAUAUCUGAAGAGCAUCUGGCGUCCCUCCGCAGACAUCAAUAAAAGUGAUGUUCGCUACGUUGCACCAGACAGGACAGGAAUACAUCAAAGGACAUGGGAUGAGCAAGAACAGUAGUUGACAGCCCUCAGGUUUUUCUUUUUUUGUGGAAACAUUGUAAGAGGAAAAAUAUUGUACAAAUUGUUUGUCCUUUCUUGUGUACAUAAAAUUUAUUUAUGGUGGUGAUGAAAAACGAUCAUUCGAGUCUCUGAACGCAGUCAUGAUCUUCCCUCUUGUCGCCCAUAAAACCCAACACAGCCAAAGUUUGACGAGUUCAAGGGUGUGAUUUUAAGAUGAACUAGAUGCAUUGUGAGGGAGAUGUUUUACAAAUACAGCUUGUGUGUCUUCAUUCUGUAUAUUUUACCAUUUGUUUGUACGGUAAUGUAUGCCUUUGAUCACCUCUUAAAUGGCUUUACCAGUCGAAUUUGGUAACGUGUCAGCUACCCUGAAACUGAUUGAUUCACCAAAAAUGUGAUAACAAUAGGUUGUUUUCGAUACUUGAAAUGCCUUAUUUGUGUCAAAUCGUUUAAAUAAUGAUAUUGUACAUACAAAGCCAUCUAUUGAAAUGUGCUGAAAUUUCAUUAAAGUAAUUGUUCCUGUA